GCGGCGUCGAGCUAGUGCUGCAUUCAUCGAUUAGCGCCCGGUCGACGAAGCUUGUUUCUUCUCAAAGGGGUCCACGGGCUCCUUCCCCACAAACACGUGCCAAUUCUCUUCCUCUGCCGUCGUCGACGCCUGGCCAGCCGUAAUCUCCUCAAGACACCACAACCUAAAAUCGUCUAGUUUACUCGAUCGAAACGUCCCACCACAGUGACAUUUUCCCCUCGAUGUCGCUACACUUGUCUUUUCCAACCUAUCAUCAUUCCCAUGCUGCUGUCUUAUCGCUGUCUGUUGCGCUCCUCACAGACUUCACGUUUGAACUUUCACCGCUUUAUCUACGACCAGUACUCGACACUAUCUUCUUCGCGUAGAGAGCAGGUAACCAUUCCGUGCAGAUCUAAUGGUCACAUUACACUAAGUUUGUUCCACCCUCUUGUUGCUUCGGGGCCCGCGCUGCCCAUAAUUUUGUACCUUCCUCCCGGCCCCUUGCUGCCUGCCGCCUUUCCUGCGGUUAAUGUUGGCGCCGCACUUUCAGCCGUCACUUCGGCCACUGUCGUGCAGAUAAACUAUCGUUGUUCGCAAGAACAUCGUUAUCCUACACCUGUUCAUGAUGUCUUGACAGGCUACGACUGGGUCUUGGAACAUCUGGUUUCCACCAAAGCUUUCUAUCGUCCUGGUAGAGACUUCAACCAACGAGUCAAGCUCGGCGUGUGUGGUGAACUCCUUGGAGGUAGUCUCGCUGCCAUGCUCACCUUGACUGAAUGUCGUCUACAAGGUCCAUACAUGGCCGCUGCUGCCAUCAAUGAGCCCGUUUUAGACUGGGUAUUCCCUGAGGAGAAUGAAAUCGAGUAUGAGACCGUCGAAGAACAGUUUUCUUCCUUUGUUGAAAGGCUUCAACGUGGCCGAAGACCAAAGACCAAAGCAAAACUACGCUCGAACAGUUUCUCGACAUUUGCAGACAACGAAGUACUCAGCGCUAGCGCAUUGCUCAAAGCGAGGCACAGUCUUUUCAGAAGGCCUGAAGAUUACUUUGAUACCUUCGCAUCGCCAAUGUUCAACUUUCGAUCGCCAGGAGUUGCAGUACCAUCACCCCAGCCCAAGACGCCUGCAGAUGAAUUCGCCGAGCUAUCUUUGCUCGAACGAGAUGACUUUCACCGGCAGCAGAUGAAGAUGAGCUCGCUCUCAUACAGACUGCAGAAUCCGGUCAAGCAGGCAGAUGAUUUAGUACAUUCGAAAAAGCCUCGCAAGAGUCACAAGAGAUGGCCCAAUGCAGGGAGCGGGCUCAGAAUACCUCAGAUGCGCAUCUCGUCUGCCGUGACUAGUCCGCUAUCUGAUCAAGCCGAAGAAUUCGCUCGACUGAUCCAGAGGAGUAUUGUGCAGCAAGAGAUCCGGACGGUCGCGGCUGAAGGAGACGAGAUGGCAAAGGAAGCCGCGUAUAUGCUGGCUGAGCGUCAAAUAUAUCACAGACAGCCCGAAGCUUUACAACUGUGGUCGCUAGGUCAAACGCAGGACUUACAGCAUAUCGCUCACUGGUUUGAGCAAGUCCUCAGACAAUAACAAAAAGUUUCUACUCCUUUGGAUUUUUGUGCUAAUAGCGCUUGG
This is a messenger RNA of Aureobasidium subglaciale EXF-2481, 1596 nucleotides long. RefSeq lists its product as uncharacterized. The record is from RefSeq and is a predicted model, not a curated record. Gene Ontology annotation, molecular function: hydrolase activity. Bases 262 to 1551 code for a protein of 429 amino acids. The transcript has 2 exons. Lineage: Eukaryota; Fungi; Ascomycota; Dothideomycetes; Dothideales; Saccotheciaceae.